CACAUUAAUUAUAUUUAGAUUUUUGCAGAUUACAAACGAAUACUGUCAAAGUUAACAAAGCACAACAAGGUUAAUUGCAGUGUAUCUUAAAAUUUGUUGAAGUGAAUGUCGUUUAAUAAAAAUCUAUAAUAAAUAUAACCAAGCUGAUCUCCCGGUUGUGGCACUUUAGACAGAAUAUAAACUGCAGAUGCAGACAUGUUAUUGCAUACCAUAACCUUUUCGUCAUAAUUUUAUUUGUUUGAUAAAUUUUGCAGACUUUUAAGAAGUGCCAGGUCACCUCCAGUUGUUGACGAUUAUCUUGUCUAAGGUAGAAAUAUAGUUCACAAGAAGUAAUUAUUUACAUUCCUAAGAAACUUAAUGAAAGGUGACAGUGCAGCUUGAUAGAUAAGAAAAUUUCGGUAAACGCGUAAUCAUCAGGUGAUUUUCGACGCAUGCUCAUUGGUUGUUAAACAGACCCGCCAACAUGGAUAACCGGCUUGAAUCUCAUUCGUUUUCAAACUCUCUUGAAAUUAGGUUAGUUAGUGCUUACCGGGUAUCAUGCCGUCCGAAAAAUUAGAGAAAGUUGUUAUGAAACCAUUUAAAAUGGAUCCAGCUCAGAAUAAUUCUCAACAAGAACUUGUCACAGAAGAUAAUGAAAAUAAUCCACGAGGAAUGCGAAAUGUUACUUUCCGCGAGUGGGUUGUUGUUGGUAUUUUGUGUUUUGUCAACUUGAUCAACUAUAUGGAUAGAUUCACUAUAGCAGGAGUUCUGGAAAAAGUACAACAUUAUUAUAACAUUGACAAUAAAGCUGGUGGAUUUUUACAAACAGCAUUUAUUCUUAGUUAUAUGCUUUUUGCUCCGCUAUUUGGUUACCUUGGAGAUAGAUAUAACAGAAGGUAUAUUAUGGCAUUUGGUGUGUUUAUGUGGAGUGUAACGACCCUGUGUGGGUCAUUUAUGACGAACUUCUAUUGGUUCGUUUGGUUCCGUGCAUUGGUGGGCAUAGGAGAGGCCAGCUAUUCAACAAUAGCACCGACGAUAAUUAGUGAUUACUUCGUUGGAGAUGUUCGGUCCAAAAUGUUAGCAAUCUUUUAUUUUGCUAUUCCAGUAGGAAGCGGCUUGGGUUACAUUGUAGGCGCUAAAACAGCAGAACUUAUGGAUCAGUGGCAAUGGGCACUUCGAGUCACGCCUCCUUUGGGUUUCGUAGCUGUUGUACUUGUUAUAUUUAUUCUUUCUGAUCCUGAAAGAGGUCAAAGCGAGUGCAGCGGGCACAUGGAAGCUACUCCAUGGUUAGAAGAUCUGAAAUAUCUUAUUCGCAAUCCAAGUUUUAUGUACUCAACAGCUGGAUUUACUUGUGUAUCGUUUGUAGCAGGGGCAUUAUCAUGGUGGGGACCUCUAUUUAUUGAGAAGGGAAUGAGAUUGCAAUCAUCUACAACGGUCGAUUCGCAAGACGUUGCAUUGAAAUUCGGCGUCAUAUCGAUGUUGUCAGGACUAAUAGGUGUCCCUUUUGGCAGCUAUCUGGCUCAACGUUUACGCCCUAAAUACAGCCGUAUAGACUCCAAUAUAUGCGCUUUUGGUCUACUGAUGUCAAGUCCGUUGGUGUUCUUGGUAGCUUUAACGGCCAGGCAAAAUGCGGCUUUGUGUUUCACGCUCGUCUUUUUUGCCGAAUUCUUCUUGAAUCUCACAUGGUCCAUCAUCGCCGACAUCUUGUUGUAUGUGGUUUUACCAACAAGACGAUCCUCUGCGGAAGGUUUCCAACUUUUGUUUUCACAUGCUCUUGGAGACGCUGGCAGUCCCUAUUUUGUAGGCGUGUUAUCGGAAGCAAUAAAAAAUAUACUUCAGCGUUCCAGUUCAAAUUCAACAACUAAAGAUGAUUUGGAAAUUGAAUUCACAUCUCUACAGUAUUCACUGUUUUCGACGUGUUUUGUUGAAGUUUUGGGAGGAAUAUUUUUCAUAAUCACAGCAUUUUAUAUUGUAAAAGAUAAGCAGAAAGUUGAUGACGCAAUGCACGGAGAACGACCCAGUCCUAAUCAAACAGAGCAGGAAGAACAACUUCAAGCGGAUUUGUAGAUAAAACGUAGAAGCGCUCUGGAAAUUCACGGCAGCUCUUGGUCAACAAUCAGGACAACGAUCAAAUCAUUUCUUGAUCACUAGUCUACUAAAGCGUUGUAUAAAAAAUUAAUUUAUUUAAUCUUUUUUCCUCAAGCCACAAGACUGCCAAUUAAUGCUAAUCGACAUCGUUUUUCAAACAUCGCAAACUAGAAAGAAUAAGAGUUAUGUGAAACAUUUAAAAAGUUUUUAUGUCGUUUUUUUGAGUUGACGUAAUCGAAACGCCAAUUACAACUUUUGUAUUAAGCGAAAAUGAAUAUCAACAGAAGAUAACGAACCAUUUAAAUUCGAUGAUCUAAGAAAAUGGUAAAGAAACUCUGUUCAUUGGGUGGAUACAAGAAUUUUUAAGACUAAUCGUGCAAAUUCUCAUAUUACUAAAAUACUUAUGUUAAUUUCUGCUAUUUCGUUAGAUGGAAAAUCAAACUAUGAAGUAAAAUUGUCCAUCUGGGCUUUAAUAAAACACGGGAUGUUUUAUUCAUACAAAAUUGCUCCACUUCUUUGAUUACCCCUAUGCAGUCCCGGCGCUAAAAGUAUAAGUUGCCCUCCUGCAAAACUAGCAUAUGCACCUUUUUUUUAAUUGCUAUUAUGUAUAACACCAGCAGAAAAAAAUCUCUUUUUGGUGCCCAACAAAAAGAAGCGCCCGCCUGCAGUGUGUUCCUUGCAGGCUCGUUAUUGCCUUCCCUGUCCCUAUGGAUCUCCCUGUAAUCAUUUUGAUACCCUCUUAUUAGAUAGUUAAUUUUUUUGUCCAAGCCAAAUCAUAUAAUUCGACUCUAUAUUGUUUUCAGAACGAUUUGGUCGUUUGAUCAAUUUUUCAAUGUUAGCAUAGCACUAUGAAGAUACUAGAUGUAGGUUUUGCUUUGUAAUUUUUGUCGUACACAUUAAAAGUUCAUAAUAUUCUUAUUCUUUCUAUAAUGUAGGACUGGUAACUUAUUAUUUUAACCAUACGUAAUGUUGUCUAAAUGGUGUACGUGCGUGGUCGAAUUUUUAUAUAGAGGUAAGCAUCGUGUUUAAACUCAUAAAAUAUUAUACAUGGACCUUCACUCAAGUUUUUCUUAACUUAUUUUUUAUGUAUUUAGUUAUGAUUUCGGGGCAGUUCUUAUUUUUUGUUUAAUUUGAAAAUGGACAGACAUUCAAGUGAAAAUAUGUAAGUUAUGUUAAUUCAAGUAGUGACAAAUUAACAAAUAUGAAGAUUAAUCCACUGUUUUCUGUAACAAACUUCUAACUUCUGUAAAAACAAAAAAAUUCUAAUGUGCAUUUAAAAAACUUCCGAUAAAAUAUAAGCAAAAGCAAACAUUUCAUUCAUUCAUAAUUCACAUUUACUACUAAAGUAUUCCUACUAUAAUAGAUUAUCACUGCACAUAUUUAUUUACAAUCAUUAAAAAGAUCUAUUAUUAUUAAUCUUAUUUUGCUUUAAUACAUAAAAAUAUUCUAGUUUGUAAAUAAUGUGUCUCUUUUAAGUUAUCUGAAGCUAAAUUCAACGAAUACUGCAUAUUUAAAGAUUCGAUCAACCUACAGACAGUUUAGACUGUUGUUCAAACCAUUUGGCCUUCCAAUUAAACUUGUAUUUGUUAUGUAUUGCGACAUAGGUGUAAAAACGACUGCGAAUUUUAUUAACUGUUAUGCUUCAGAUGUAUCUAUUACGCGUGUGUUUUAGGUGUAUUGUGUGAAUAUUUUAUAUUUUAAUGUAAAUACGCCAAUACCAAUUCGAUACAUGGAACUCAAUUUAAUUUAAAAAUACUUCUAUGGGUGUAUUAGAUAUCGAUGAAAUCCUUCAUUUUAGCAUGUGUUGUACUUAUUACAAUAGUUUUCAAUACUACCCAAAAAAGUUACGGAAACACAUCUUUAUAUACCUCUAUAAGUUCCUGAGUGAAAACAAUAUACAAAUCAAAUACCAAAAUUUUGCAUCUCCUAUUUCUUAUUAGGUUUCCAUUCCACAAAGGCUUAACAAUAAAAAGACAUUUUUGCAACUUACCUAAUAUGAAAUCCUUUAUGAAUUUCUCAUUAGUUACUUUGGCUUUAAAAAACUAUUAUUUCAUAGUGUUUUCAAAUUGUUAAAAACAUCUUGUUCUUGCUUACUUUAACAUAAUUUUGUACUAAAAACGAUCAUUAUUCUCUUUGCAUUAUUCCUAUGCGGGGUCGGCUUCUCUAAUUGCAUUUCUUCAUACAAUUCUAUCUGGGGCCAUAUCAAUACCAAUCCCCUUCACCAACAUGUCCUUGUCUAAGCGUCUCCGCCAAGGUCUUGUUGGUCUUUCUCUCCUACUCCUUCCAGGAAUCUGCACUUCAACAAUUCUUCGCAUUGGGUGAUUAAAGUAAAUAUGACCAAACCAUCUUAACCUACUGUCCGUCCCACCUUGACUUUACAGUAUAGGGAACAUAGGCAAUGCAGUCCUUAUGAGAGUUUUUAGCGAGGUGGUGCCGAUUUUAUCAAAAAUAAUUUUUAAUGGAACAUUAGAGAGAUUAAAUUAAACCUGUUUUAGAAAGAUAAUCUACAAUUUUAGGAUUCGUAUACGUUUAAGUUUAUUUGAUAUACUACGCAUAUGAAUUCUAAAAUUGUAGAUUGCCUUUCUAAAACAGUUUUAAUUUAAUCUCUCUAAUGUUCGAUUACAAAUUCUUUUUGAUAAAAUAGGCAUCAGCGCGCUAGAAACUCUCGUAAGGACUGCAUUGCCUAUGUUCCCUAUACUGUAAAGUCAAGGUGGGACGGACUAUAUGCUCUCUCAUUUUGGCAUCAUUUGGUGCAACACCUAGACAACCCCUAAUAUACUCAUUUUAUCUCUUUUGUCACUCCACUAAUCCAUCUAAGCAUUCUCAUUUCCGCCACAUGCAUUCGUUGUUCCUCUUUCUUUUUCACUGCUCAACAUUCAGUUCCGUACAUCAUAGCCGGUCUUAUGGCUGUUUUAUAGAAUUUUCCCUUCAUUGGAAUUUUUCUGUCACACAACACACCACUCGCUUCCUUACACUUCAUCUAUCCAACCUUAAUUCUACUGCAUGCAUCUCCAUCUAUUUCUCCAUUAAUCUGUAAUAUCGAUCCUAGAUACUUAAAACUAUUGCUUUUCACAAUCAUUUCACCAUCCAAAGAUAUGAUUUUAUUUGUAGUAGCUCCAUCUUUAAUUGAACAUUCCAAAUACUCUGUUUUUAUGCUAUUAAGUUUUAAACUUUUUUCCAUCCAGAGCUUGUCUCCACUGUUCCAGUUUUUUAUCUAAAUCUCUUUGACUAUUUCCUACUGACACUACAUCAUCAGCAUACAUUAAGCAUCAUGGAAUGUUACCCUGUUGUUUCGCUGUUAUGUGGUAAAAAGCUAAUGGGAAUAAACAAGGAGUAAGCACCGAGCCUUUGUGCAAUCCUAUUUUCACAUGAAAUUAGUCAGUCUCUCCACACUUGUCCUAUUAACACUAAUCGUCACUCCGUCAUAAAUAUCUCUCAUAAUCUUUUCAUAUUCACCAGGGAGUCAUAUUCAUAUUCUUACUGAGUGCCCACCACAGAAUCGCUCGAGGAACUCUAUCAUAUGCUUUCUCAAGAUCAAUGAAUACCAUAAUAUAAGCGUUUGUAUCUUUAUCCCUAUACGGUUCCAUAAAUUGCCUUAUAAUGAAAAUUGAUUAUAUUUGGCCCUGCAUAAAGCCAAUUAUUUAUCAGAUACUUCGGUUUCUACUAAAAAAAAUAUGAAGAUAAAAAGAAAUAUUAUUUUUUGAACAUAUUUUUGCGUACGUUCUUCUAAUAAUUUUGGCAAUUCCUUUCUGCAUUCUUAUUUCCUCGUUUAAUGCCUGGCGGUAAUUUCUGGCACAAAGCUUUAUGUUAAUUUUUGGGGAUGCUAUUAAACAUGUUUGCGUCCUCAUGUUAGAAGUCCUUAUUUCUAUUAUGUUUCCAAAUUAGCUUUCUUGAGUAUCAUGUUGUAAUCUCUUCAUUUUUCGGUUUGUUGCACGGAUUUCUUUCUUUUAUGUUUAUAACAGCUAAUAUCUUGAAUUUUAAUUGUAUUCUUACAUACUCAUUUCAAAGACGUUAUUAGUAUAUUUGUUUCACCUAUACACUUUCAUCUUUCUACUCUCUACUUAAUUACUUUCAUAUAUUGCAAUACUUGUUUUGUUUUAAUAACGUUAACAUGUUUAAAACUGUUUCUUUGAAAUAUGCUGAUUUUUAAAAAGCAUCGACAAAUAGAUAUUUUCAAAUGAUUGAUUAUACAGUGAUGAGCGUGCUAAUAACAGGCAAAAUAUCGCAAAAGAUGGAAAACAUAAUACGCUGUGAAAGAAAACGAAAUGAAACUAGUAGAUUUGGAAAAUUUAGUGAUAGAAACCUAUAAAUUGAGACUAUAUUGAUAGUUUCGUACUUUUAGACGUAUUAAGUAAUUUAAGGUUCAUCUCGGUUCAUUUCGCAGCUUAUUAUGUUUUCCAUCUUUUGCGUUGUUUUGCCUGUUAUUAGCGCGCUCAUUACUGUAUAUUGCGCCGAUAGGGAACUUUUAGUUAAUUGCACUGGAGUAAUUUAAUGAAAUUCAAUUUCAUCAUUACAAAAAUAAUGUCUAUAAUCCUGAGAGUUUGGCAGUACAAACAUUUGGUCAAUUAACUGAAAUUCGAAGAAGUAUUCGCGUUUUGAACAGAUCGUUUAACAACAGAGUUGAUUAGAUGUGAUAAAUGUUUAAAUGUAUAAAGGAUUUUAUGUUCCUUUUGUGCGUACGUAAGAUUAUAUUUCUUAAUUAGUAUAAUAGUGUGUACAUAUUAUUUAUUCCUUAGUUUAUAAUUAAUAAAGUUAUACCAAAUGCUAAGAUUCGCAUAAUGUAAAUGAUAUUAAAUCGGUCUAAUUACUGGUACAUUGUUUUUUUAAUUUAAAUUGUAUAUCAUAGUUUAAAAGAGAAUUAAUAAAACUAAUUUAAUGUAAAGUUUAAUGGCAUAUAUGGUACAUCACGGUCACAAACCCAAUUAAAGUAUUUACCGUCUUAGAAAAUUAUACAUCCUAAUAGAUUUUUACAAACAAUAUCGAUUUUUUAUGUAUUACCUCGUAGAAUUUAAGUUAAAGAAUGUGUUUAUUGUAUGAUAUUGUACAAGAUACCGGAAAGGAAGUUGUUACCUUUUUAUAUAGUAUUUACUACAUGACAAUUACAUGAAAAUUGAAAUUUAUUUGUUAGAUAGUUUGGGGCAUGUAGUGUGCAGAUAUAAAACUUUUUUUGUAAAUUAACUGAGGUUUAUUAUAUGUGAGUUUUUUCCUGGCGCUGAUACUAGUAAAGGUUUUAAAAAAUAUAUGUAAAAUUAUAUAUUUUGCUUUGGUUUGUAAGAAAUGCGUAAUAACUGGAAAUGUUCGAUAAACUGCAUACUGCAUGGUUUUUAAUUUCCUCUGAUUACCUUCAAAUAUUUCCUACAAGCUAGUACUUUUAAAGUCGUUGAAACUUCUUUAGAAAAUAUAGAAAUCGGUUAAUUUACAAACUAAUUUAUAAGUUUUUCUAACUGAUAUUUUAGUUUUCUCUUAAUUUAAUUUUUGGGAUGGUCGUAUUUUAGUCGUACCAAAUAGUUUGAUUUGUGCUCACGAAAAACGGACAUUUUUAUUCGUGUUUGAAUGUUUUCAGCAAAAGAUACAUUGGUGGUGUUAUUAAUAUAUUUGAUCAAUUGUAACUCAUAUAAUUUUGACCUGAUUCAGCAAUAAUAAUUUAGUAAUUAUUACAAAUGUACAUAUGUAUCUUUGGUUGAAAUAUCUAGUCAAUAUAUUUUUAAAUAUAUUUAAAAAAAGGAAAGCAAUAUAUGGUUAGUCACUUCGAUUCGGAUUUUUAAUUCUGAUACAUAUCAUUCGAAAAUGUCACAAAGAAGCUGGCACAUCGACAUACACGUAAACCAUAUCAGCUUAGGUCAUAUAAAACGUACCUAACUUUUUUCCAGUACAAAGACUACCAUGACUGUUAACUGUUGAUAAAACGGUAUGACUCGUAUGAAAACCAUGUGCACAUUUAGGAAUAUUUGUGCGCACACAUCGAAGAGUUGAACAACGCGUUAAGAUUUUUCCUGGAUCAGACCUAAAAAUUUUAAAGCAAUAUCACUUUUGUCCUCGCAGUCACUUUCUACUUCUGUAGAUUUAGUAGUCAUCUAUCUAAAUACUUUUUUUUAGAAACUAUUGUUAUAGUUUCUUUGAUGAUAUUUUGAACUAUAUAUUAAUAACGAUCACCUCUUUGCUGCGAUCUUAGAGAGCGGUGUGUUUUUAUUCUAAGUUAGCAAUUAAGACUGAAAACAAAACACAUUUAGUAUUUGUAUAUUUAUUAUUUGUAUUGUAUAAGUAGUUAGUGAAUUGUUUUUUUUUUGUUUUUAAAACAUAUUUAUACAUAAAACUCAUUUAAAAUAGUA
Molecule: messenger RNA, 8396 nt
Organism: Diabrotica virgifera virgifera (western corn rootworm)
Lineage: Eukaryota; Metazoa; Arthropoda; Insecta; Coleoptera; Chrysomelidae
Product: protein spinster
Exons: 11
Coding region: 538-2046 (502 amino acids)
Biological process (GO): transmembrane transport
Cellular component (GO): membrane
Molecular function (GO): transmembrane transporter activity
Source: RefSeq, a predicted model, not a curated record